AAUCUUGUAUUUAUGUCGUUCUACAUGAGAGGACAAGGAUUUUAAACCCUUUUAUAUACACAAACUUUUUAAAUACAUGUAUGUAUAUACAAAGUGUGUAAAUUAUAGACAAAAAUAGUUUAAAUAGUUUAAAUCGAGUAUUGCGUGGCAUUUGUGUACAGAUAUUGAUAGGUUAACCAUGUGUGUUAGUUUGUAAAAUGCUACUUUGUGAUGGAAAAGGAUCGUAUCCUUAGGACUGAAACUGGACCACCAACACAACCUAAGCUUUUGGCUUAUAUACCGGCAGUAGCCAGACUAUGGACCAUGGGCACCCUAGCACUCAUGUGGUCAACCAGCGUAACAACUCUACAGUUUGCUUCUGGAGCGCCAUUAUACUGGGGUUGGUACAUACUAGCAGCCAGUAUUUUAGUUACACUACUAGAACUAACUUGGAUGAUAAACAAAUGUACAUGCUGCAGCAAAGAGGGAUGCUGUUGUAGAUGUUGGUCUGUGGUCAUGUGGAUAGAUAACUGGAAGAAGGGCAUUUUAUACUUAUUGCUUACUAUACCUAUAUUUCUGAUUGGUACAAAAGUUAUCUUAGGUUUUAUUUCAGGUCUAGCUUUAAUUAUAGCAGGACUUUUAUACAUUUUAAAGACGUUUAAAGAAGGAAUUAUUUACACAGUGACAGAAACACGUUACAUAAAAACCUACACACCUCCAGUAAAUGUGGUGUCAUGCCAUACACAGACUGAAGAGGAGAAAAUUACCUAUGAAGACUUUGAACCAAAUGCUGGAUAUAAAUUCUACCGACAGGGGAAAUGAACUAGCACACAUUCUCAUUGUCAACUUUAAGGAAUGUAACUUUACAAACAAGGGAAAUAAUUCAAGGAAAUGAUCCAUGUUUUAUUAAAGCUGUUAUCCUAAUGCUAGCAAGUUAAAGGUUUGGUUGGCUUGCUUGCUUUGUUUGUAUGAAUGUUUGCUUAAGCAUUGUAUUUAAGAUUGACAUCUGCAAACAAUAUAAGUAGGCGAAGUCAAACCUGUAUAUAGGUAAAUUUGAUUAUUUGAUAAUGUCCAAUCAAAUUUAAAUAUAAUGUAUACAAGUUUAACUCCGCCUUUUUAUAUUGUUUUCAGAUGUCAAUCUUAAUUACAAUGCUUGAGCAAACAUUUAUACAAACAAAGCAAGCAAGCCAACCAAACCUUUAACUUGCUAGCAUUAGGAUAACAGCUUUAAUCAUCUUACUAUCU
Molecule: messenger RNA, 1224 nt
Organism: Mytilus californianus (California mussel)
Lineage: Eukaryota; Metazoa; Mollusca; Bivalvia; Mytilida; Mytilidae
Exons: 5
Coding region: 211-801 (196 amino acids)
Source: RefSeq, a predicted model, not a curated record